AAUUAUUAAUUAUUACUUUUAUAUUUGUACAGGAUAUGAUAAAAAAUAAUAUGAUUUUGCCAUAUCAAGAGUUAAAAAAUGCUCGUAAGGAAAUAAAAGAAUUACUUCAAAGUGUUGGAUUUAAAGUUCAUCAUUGUAGUCUUCGAGACUGGUGUUAUUCCGAUGGAAAACCACAACAUCGACAAUUUUUGAAUUCGAUAAUAUCCAUCUCGCAAUUUUUUGAAAACAUGCCACACGGUUUGAUGGAAGAAUGCAAGAAUGUAAUUACAUAUGAAUAUAUGAGAAGAAAGAUUGACUAUAAAUCGAUACAUAAUGAUCAAGAAUUUUUAUUAGACAUAUCUAAAAUAUUAGUAGUUUAUGCACAAAAGAUUGUAACAAAUAUUUAAA
Wasmannia auropunctata (little fire ant) is the source of this 387-nucleotide messenger RNA. RefSeq lists its product as uncharacterized. NCBI's taxonomy places the organism in Eukaryota, Metazoa, Arthropoda, Insecta, Hymenoptera, Formicidae. The coding region runs from base 36 to 386 and encodes 116 amino acids. The transcript is spliced from 2 exons. The record is from RefSeq and is a predicted model, not a curated record.